Dendroctonus ponderosae (mountain pine beetle) is the source of this 717-nucleotide messenger RNA. RefSeq names its product probable 3',5'-cyclic phosphodiesterase pde-5. The record is from RefSeq and is a predicted model, not a curated record. Gene Ontology annotation, biological process: negative regulation of receptor guanylyl cyclase signaling pathway; signal transduction. NCBI's taxonomy places the organism in Eukaryota, Metazoa, Arthropoda, Insecta, Coleoptera, Curculionidae. Gene Ontology annotation, molecular function: 3',5'-cGMP-stimulated cyclic-nucleotide phosphodiesterase activity.
UGUCUGGCUCUGUUCACGGGCGCUUUAUGCCAUGACCUGGACCAUCGCGGGAAAAACAACAAAUUCAUGUGCGACACUGAGUCCCCGCUGGCCUCCAUCUAUUCCACCUCCACAAUGGAGCAUCAUCAUUUCAAUCAGACUGUGACCAUCCUGCAGCAGGAGGGCCACAACAUCUUCAACAAACUGUCCAGCUCCGACUACAAGCAGGUCCUGGGCCUUCUGAAGCACUGCAUUCUAGCCACCGACUUAGCGGUGUUCUUCCCCAACAAGGCGCGCUUGACGAAAAUCGUGGAAGAAGGGGCGUUUUCCUGGAGCAACACUGAGCACCGCCUGCUGCUGCAGGCCAUCUCGAUGACGGGCAGCGACCUGAGCGCCAGCGCCAAGCCCUGGGACAUCCAGGUGGAGACGGUGCGCGUCAUCUUCGAGGAGUUCUACCAGCAAGGGGACGCUGAGAGGAAGGCUGGAAGACACCCCAUUCCCAUGAUGGACAGGGCGCAGCCGGAUGAACAGCCCUCCAGCCAAGUGGGGUUCUUGACCGGCAUUUGCCUGCCGUGCUACAAUCUGCUGAACGCGCUCAUCCCCGACUGCAAGCCCCUGCUGGACAUGUGCCAGAGCAACUUGGACCACUGGCGGCAGAUCGAUGAGGAUAUCAAGGAGCGGCGGGAGCAGCCGUAGGCUGCCUUGUUAGGCUGUUAGGCCUCAGUAGGCAAUUAAACC